CACAUCAUCAAUGCUGCUUGCUGACCCUGCACAGCGGAGGAUGCUGGGAAAUAGCAAGCGUUUCUUUGGCAGCAUGGAGGACAAAGAUGGUGAGGAUGAAGAAGAUGAAGAGGAGAGAUUAAGGAGAGGAACACAAAACGGCCUGAUAGAUCUGGUCGACAACCGAGGUGGACGCAAAUCAGAUGGGUCCAAGCCAGCGGCCGUUGUGAUUGGCUGGCAGCGAGGAGAGAGGCAGCCGAGGGCAGUCAAUUCAGCCCAAAGAGGAAUUCCUCAUUUACCCAGUCAGCCGACUUUGUAUCAUCAAACGACCAAUCAGCCGAUGUAUCACCCGGUCCUGACCAAUCAGCAGGCUCGGAGGCGUGUCAUGGAGAGGAGUAUGACUGCGGUCGCGCCUGUAGAAGACUCACACCUCGCCGUUAUUGUGUUUCGCAUUGGCAUACCUGAUAUCAAACAAACGAAGUGUUUGCGCUUUGAUCCCGAAUCCACUGUUUGGAGUGCAAAGCAACAGAUUAUUUGUUCUCUCAGCGAGUCGUUGUGGGACGUUUACAAUUACGGCCUUUUCCAGCCAGCUGGAGACGGAAGGGAUGCCAAGUUUCUGGAGGAAGAGCGUUUGCUGGGUGAAUUCUCACAGUCUCUGGAGAAGGGUGUGCCCUAUCUGGAGUUCCGAUACAAGACACGAGUUUACAAACAGACAAAUCUUGAUGAAAAACAGCUGACCAAACUCCACACUAAGGCCAAUCUGAAGAAGUUUAUGGAUUAUGUUCACAGUGGAGCAGUCGAGAAGAUGACUAAAGCUCUGGAGAAAGGACUGGAUCCAAACUACCAUGACACUGAGACCGGAGAGUCUCCGUUAACCCUUGCGGUUCAGGGGAGUCUGAGUGUGGAGGGGAUUCAGAUUCUGGUACUGAAUGGAGCUCAUAUGGAUUUCCGGUCUAGAGAUGGACUCACACCCCCGCAUAAAGCAGUCAGAGCACACAACCAAUCUGCGCUUUUGGCUCUGCUGUCUAUGGGAGCUUCUCCAGACUACAGGGAUCGCUGUGGUCUGACGCCGCUCUACCACUCGGUGCUGACAGGGGGCGACACAUCCUGUUGUGAAACUCUGCUGUAUUAUAGAGCACAGCUGGGAGUCAGAGAUGAAAACGGUUGGGAUGAAUCACACCAGGCGUGCCAACACGGUUUUGCCCAACACUUAGAGCAUCUUCUGUUUUACGGAGCUGACACCACUUCCCAGAAUGCAUCAGGGAACACUGCCCUUCAUAUAUGUGCACUUUAUAACAAGGAGAGUUGCAUGAGGGUCCUCCUUUACCGAGGAGCCAAUAAGGAGAUAAAGAACAAGCAUGGACAAACCCCCUUCCAGGUUGCUGUGAUGUCUGGAAAUUUUGAACUUGGAGAAAUCAUCAAAAAUCACAACGAUGCUGAUGUUGUUCCCUUUUUGGAAACUCCUAAAUAUGCUUCUCACAUUAUGGACAGUGUGCAGAAUCAAGCCAUCAUGGCCGCCCUUCAGCAUCCCUACCCGCUGCUGCGUGCCAAGAGCGAAAACACCAUGACGACAGUCACGGACCCUGCACUUCUGCCCAACGCCGCUACCAAUGCACCACCUGCGCAGACUCAGCGUCGGGCCUCCUUCGCUCAGAGGAGUUCCAGCAGUCCACGGGGAGCUCGUACCCGAUCUCCAUCACGCGGGAGAGAUGGAGGAGAGGUUGAGGAGAAGCCACAGAAACAGCGAGGACGGCAGGGAUGGGUCGGAGGUCAGAAGAAGAAGUUGUACAGCGCUGUUCCUGGUCGUGUGUUUGUGGCGACACGUGCUCACUCCGCACACAGUGAACGUGAGGUCAACCUCAGCAAAGGCGACAGAGUCAAAGUGCUCAGUGUCGGUGAAGGAGGAUUUUGGGAAGGAACGGUGAAAGGUCGAACAGGUUGGUUUCCAGCAGAUUGUGUAGAAGAGGUUCUGCCCCACAACCAGGAGCUGCCGACAGAGAGCCGCAGCGAGAAGGCGAGGAGAAAACUGUUUCGUCAUUACACUGUAGGAACGUACGAAGGACUGGAGGUGCCCAGUGAUUACAUCAUCAAAGAGAAGAGUGUUCUUCUGCAGAAAAAAGAAAAUGAAGGCUUUGGUUUUGUCCUCAGAGGAGCCAAAGCUCAGACUCCAGUGGAGGAGUUCAGUCCGACCCCAGCGUUUCCGGCCCUACAGUACCUCGAGUCUGUGGAUGAGGGAGGAGUCGCGUGGAGGUCCGGUCUGCGGAUGGGAGAUUUCCUGAUAGAGGUGAAUGGGAUGAAUGUGGUUAAGGUCGGUCACAGGCAGGUAGUGAAUAUGAUUCGGCAAGGCGGGAACAGCCUGAUGGUGAAGGUCGUCAUGGUAGCACGAAAUCCUGAGAUGGAGGAAAUGCCCAAAAAGAAAGUUCCUCAGCAAAGUAAGAGACUGACACCUCCAGCUAUUGCACUUCGCUCCAAAUCCAUGACUUCAGAGCUGGAGGAGAUGGCAGCUUCGCCGUGGAAGAAGAAACCAGAUCACACAGAGAGCUCUCAAGUGCCGGAAAAGAAGAGAAGUGUCUAUCAAAUGGCUCUUAAUAAGCUGGAUGAGAUUCUCGCUGCUGCUCAACAGACUAUUAGCACAUCUGACUCUCAGGGUCACAGGGGUCACGGAGGAAAGAAGGAACGAAACAAGGGCUUUAAUGCUAAUGAGCAAAUGUUUGAACAAUCAAAUGUCGGCAUGAUGUCAUCAGGAUCUGGGUACGGUUAUAAUCAAGCCCAGUUUUCAUCAGGCCAUUCAACUCAGCGUGCUAUGAUGAUGCGUCAGAAAUCUAUGGUGGUGACCGAAGAUGAGAGGGUACAACUGCAUCCUCCUGCUAUGAAGUUGUCCCGCAGUCUUUCUGUGCCUGGACCAGAGGACAUCCCCCCUCCGCCCGACACCUCAGCGCCUGAGCCACCGCUUUCUGCUGGUGGUUACGUAGACAGGAGAUCUGCCCCAACACAUUUUUAUCCUGCUGCCCCUCUGCCUCCAUCACACCACUUGCCUCACAGCCAGACACAACACAGAGUCCCACCCAACCGAAGGGCAGAAACUGAUACCAGCAAGAUGAGUGGAGCAAGAAUGGGUGGCCUGAGGCGUGGCUACAGCAAUGCAACACCCCCCUCUGACAUGGGCAGCAAGCAGUCCACCGCACAGCGUAACCAAGUGCCCAUGGUGGCCAAAGUUGCAAGUCGACAGGGUGGGAAGGGACUGUUGGUGAAGCAACGUAAAGUUGAGGAAACAACUGGCAAAGUGGAGAAGAGUUCUAUUUCAAUUCCAACUAUUAUUGUUAAAGCACCAUCUACUAGCAGCUCGGGGCACAGCAGCCGUGCAAGCAGCGAGGAUACGGAGACACCCGCUGAGCUUAAUGAGGGACAGGUGGAGGGAAAGCCUCAAAACACUCCUAAACCCACUCCACCCCCACAACCUAGUAUGCCAUCAAAGCUGGAAUCACUGGGCAGGAGCACAGCGCAGCAGGAACGUGAACGCUACCGUAGGCGAAGCACCUCUUUCUACUACUCCUCUGAGGAGGACGUCUUAGAUGAGCAGGAAUCUACACAGACUUCAGUGGAGCCUAGCUCCUCCACUCCUCGUUUACGCCCUUCCAAAUCUAUCGAUGAAGGGUUGAUCUCUGGUGACGCCUUAAGCAUGCCGCCUGCAUUUGGGUUGCCGCAGUAUGCGUCAGCUACACCUCAUCAGGCCACUACCUUUAUCCACCCUUUGACAGGGAAGGUAUUAGACCCGACGAGUCCACUUGGACUCGCACUUGCAGCACGAGAGAGAGCACUUAAAGACGAUCGCCGUACACGUAGAGAAGAUCGUCACUUUGGUCGCCAGCUGUCCAGCACUGGAGCCUUUCCAUCUGCCGUUUCCCCUUCCAACCAAAAACCAGUGCCUCCUUUCUACAUCUAUCAGUCACACACCUCACUCUACCUUGGUGGCUCUUCUCCAACAGCAGGUGGGACAAUUUCCCAGAGACGCCCACAGUCACCUAGGAUGCUGGAAUUAACUGGUGGUGGGACCGGCACCACGGAAUGGAAUGAUCAGAAUGUUGUGGAUAGAGAUGAAAAGGGUGCAUCCAAGGUGCGUUUUACAGAUAAUCAAGCCAGACAGUUCCAAACUCAUGUUCAGGAACGGGAUAACAGAACCAAUCAGUACCAGACUCAUGUGCGAGACAGAGAAAGGGAGGGGCAUAAAAGGAUACCGCCCAAGCCUCCACCUCGCAGACCGUCUUUUUUAGAUAAGGAAAGUGAAGUCAGCACAGCUGGCAAAAGUCCCAGCAGUGAUUCCCAGGAGGCAGAGAGAAGAAAUGACAGGGGAAGACAGAAAAUGGAAGACAGGAAUAGAGAGUGUGGGAUGGAGAGGGAGGGAGAAAAGGAGACAAAAAGAGGGGGCAAUCUUGGGGAAGGUGGAGAUGUGAUGGUGCUUCCACCUCCUGCUGCAUCUGUGGAUAUAGACGAUGAGUUUGUCUUUGCUGAGCCCUUACCUCCACCAAUCCAGUUUGCUAAUGGAUUAGAAAUUGACCCAUGUGGAACAUCUAAAUACAAUCAACAGCAACAACAGGCGAAUGAGCUGUCAGGAUCUCAGUCACUCCCAGAGCAACAGUCCCUGCAAAUGGUUUCCAAGCCCCCGCAAGACGCCAUGUCCCUACCAGACAUCACUCAUGCUGACUCACAGCAGUCACCAGCCCAUCCAUCUGCUGUUGUACAUCCCUUUCUUUUUCCACCAUCUCCCCUCAUCCCACCUCCCCAGCUGUGUCCCAAAAUACCACCCCCAAGCACACCCCAAACUCAACCCCAAGUCUAUUCCCAGCAUUCAUCACACCCAAACACCAGCCAACCACAACCUUUACAUUCACCACAGGCAGGAGACUCUGCGGCAUCUAGUCUUACAUCUUAUGACAGUGAGGUGGCAAAUCUGACCCAGUCAGUACUUUCUCCAUCUCUUCCAUCUCCCCAAACAUUCCCUUCCUCCAGUUCUCCUUCUGCUCCACCCUCAUCAUCUGAAACCAUGUCACUGCAUCGACCUCAGCCCCUUUUCUGCUUGCCGCAUGGCCAGAGUAACGUUUCUCUUUCAUAUCCCACUGUGGCUGCAACUGCAGCUGCAGUGACCGUCACUGCAACAAUGCCUUCAGAAAGUGCAUCUGUCGUCUCAGGCGACCGACCUACUACAACAGUUAAGGGCCAUGAGUGGUCGGAAACCGUGGUUGAUUCUGGAAUUGAAGAACUGGACAGUCACAGCAGUGAACAUCACAUGGUAAACCUUGCAGAAAAAAGAGAAAGAGGAGGGGCUCCAGGGCAGGAAAGAUCAGUAAAUCGAAUGAGAGAAAGUAUAGAGACUGGAAUUAUAGGCGAUGGAUUUAAAGAAGACCGAAGUGUAUCUCUUGAUUUGUCUCUUUCACAUACUGAGAAAAUCACCCAGAAAACAAAUAGCACUCAGAACAAAGUAUACGUGCAAAAGAGCAAACCUCCAAACCCUCCCCUUGCCAAAACACACAUGCAUAACAUGUCAAAAUUUCACGCACAAACAGAGAACGGUCGAACUGGACCGCUGCUGCAACGGCAGGCUAGCACUGCUCCAAACAUGUACAGGUCAAAUGAAGAGGAGGAGCAUGAACAAGGAAAAGAAGGAGAUAAUGCUGUGAAGAUUCCAUUGUUUAUGGACCGUCGAUUGAACUCCCCUCUGUCCAAUGUUAAGGCCAGCAUCAUUAAUGAACUUAGCAGUAAACUACAACAGAUUGGUGGAUGGCAGAGCCAGGGACCACAGCAAAAUCAUAGGUUGCCAAGUGAUCCCUCAGCCUGUGCACCUCUCCUCCCUUCCUCUGCACAGUCGCUUCAGCAUUCGUUCACUUCAAACCUACCACCAAACUCUUUAACAUCUAACUGCCCAUCUGCAGUUCUAAACCCGAACCCUGUACCCACAGUUCCUCUUUUGACCUCCCUAACCCAAGCCAUAACUCCCAACCCAAUACCUCUCACCCAAAUCCCACCUGCAACUUCUCUCAAAGACUGGUCGCAACUUAACUCUCCUAUUUCAUUUCCUCAUGGGGUUCUCUCGCCUCCAUCAUUACCUCACGCCCCCCUCUCUCCUCUGUCCCUUGCUCAUGCACCCCUGUCUCCACAGUCCUUACCUCAUCCUCCCAUUUCUCCAAUUUCCCUCUCUCAUCCACCGCUCUCUCCCUCCUCUAUCUCCCAUUCUCCUCUGUCUCCAUCUUACUCCCCCUAUCCUUUGUCUCCAAAGCAUCGCUCUAAGUAUCGUGGUAAAGCGUGUGAGUUUCAGUUCUCCGGGCCGGAGCUACGGCGUGCAGAAUCUCAUUCAUACACUCGCCGUCGAGCACCCAGUCCCCUCAUCUCCUGCUCAGACCACCCUCAACCUGGACCUCCACGACCGUCCUCUCUCCCUCUUUUUCCAUCUGCGCCCAUUUAUGGCUCCCCAUAUGAGAUACAGCCUCCUUUAACACCCCCACUAGCAGUAGCACAUCAAUUGUCAGACCACUUUUUCACUCAAACUUCUCCUCUCUUCCCACUUCCAUCCCACGUGGUUCCUCCGAACCCCGUACUGGUCUCCAGCUCUCUCUCCCCCACCAACUACAUGUCCGGAGGUUCUUCCCCUUCUUGUAUGAGCUACCCACCCUUAACCCCACCUCCACCCAAUCAGCCCUUUGUAUCUAAACCUCUCCCCUACUGGAGCAAAUACGAUGUUGCUGAUUGGCUGACAUACCUGAAUCUAUCAGAACACCGGGAACGUUUUCUCGACAACGAGAUUGACGGUUCCCAUCUGCCUUCUCUGACAAAAGAAGACUUCCUGGAUCUGGGCGUGAGUCGGGUCGGGCAUCGCAUGAACAUUGAACGUGCGCUUAAGAGACUUACAGAAAGGCUUUCCUCUGCUUUCUCUAUCUUCACUGUUUCCUCUGAAGGGCAAAAUGAACGUAUGAGAGAUGAAGCGACUCAGAGCUAGAGGAGAGAAUUAUAGAGAGUUAGGAUGAGAUUAGACAAAAGCACUUGAAGUGGCAGGGAAAGACGUCCAGUGAAGGACAGAUUUGGACCGGAUGUGGCGGAUUGGAAAGGAGAAGCGCUCUGGAAUACAUGAACACUCUGAUAGAGUGAAAGCUAAAGUUAUCUCGAGCACAUGUUUGUCUUACCAGUUGAAGCUGGAAGGUCAGACGUCUCGAAUCAAUCAUAGACAGACAGUGAGAAUGUAUUUCCUACAUUGUUUUGGGGAUGACGAGAACAAACAUAUGGUGAAUUUUAUUAAUAUGAUAUCAUG
Molecule: messenger RNA, 7276 nt
Organism: Misgurnus anguillicaudatus (oriental weatherfish)
Lineage: Eukaryota; Metazoa; Chordata; Actinopteri; Cypriniformes; Cobitidae
Product: SH3 and multiple ankyrin repeat domains protein 1
Cellular component (GO): dendritic spine; postsynaptic density; postsynaptic membrane
Molecular function (GO): ionotropic glutamate receptor binding; synaptic receptor adaptor activity
Source: RefSeq, a predicted model, not a curated record